UCAAUCAACUCUUUAGCACUUUUCGCUAAUCAACCCAACUAUACAUAACUAAUCAUCAUGUCUUCCGGCGGUAAAGGUGGCAAGUCUGGUUCAGACGCCAAAUCUCAAUCUCGUUCUUCCAAGGCUGGUUUGCAAUUCCCAGUCGGUCGUAUCCACCGUCAUUUGCGCAAGGGAAACUACGCUCAACGUAUCGGUGCUGGUGCACCAGUUUACUUGGCUGCCGUUUUGGAAUACUUGGCUGCUGAAAUUUUGGAAUUGGCAGGUAACGCUGCUCGUGAUAACAAGAAAUCACGUAUCAUUCCCCGUCACUUGCAAUUGGCCAUCCGUAACGAUGACGAACUUUCCCGUUUGUUGGGUGGUGUUACCAUCAGUCAAGGUGGUGUCUUGCCAUUCAUCCAAUCUGAACUCUUGCCAGCCAAAUCUGGUAAGAAGGCAAAGGCCAGCCAAGAUUAAGCGGUUCCCUUUUGUCUGAUGCAACUUCGUGUUCACAAAUGCAAGAUCAUUUGGUAUAGGGGAAGGAUACGACGAUCAUCCUCUUUCUUUUCUCUCUUGUAGUAUCAUGUAUCCUUGUCCUUUGUGGAUGCUGUUGAUGUACUUGUGCCUGUGUAGUCUACCUAUCAUUCUUGUUUCUUGUUGUCAUUUACAAGAGGUAUUCUGCCGCCUUUAUCUGUAAUAUUACAUAUUCCACUGCCCC
This is a messenger RNA of Meira miltonrushii, 694 nucleotides long. RefSeq names its product histone-fold-containing protein. Gene Ontology annotation, molecular function: protein heterodimerization activity; structural constituent of chromatin; DNA binding. NCBI's taxonomy places the organism in Eukaryota, Fungi, Basidiomycota, Exobasidiomycetes, Exobasidiales, Brachybasidiaceae. The record is from RefSeq and is a predicted model, not a curated record. Bases 58 to 453 code for a protein of 131 amino acids. Gene Ontology annotation, cellular component: nucleosome. The transcript is spliced from 2 exons.